Molecule: messenger RNA, 1979 nt
Organism: Mus caroli (Ryukyu mouse)
Lineage: Eukaryota; Metazoa; Chordata; Mammalia; Rodentia; Muridae
Gene: Neil2
Product: nei like DNA glycosylase 2
Biological process (GO): base-excision repair
Cellular component (GO): nucleus
Molecular function (GO): DNA-(apurinic or apyrimidinic site) endonuclease activity; zinc ion binding; DNA N-glycosylase activity
Source: RefSeq, a predicted model, not a curated record
CCGUGCGCUCCAAUGGCUGAACUCGUCCUCCCCGCCCUGGUCUGGAAGGCGCACGUGGAUGGUGAUCCUGCUGCGGCUGCUGGGAGCGAACAUCUUCCCAGGACCCACCUGGGGCUGCGUCAGCCUCCUCCCUGCCCUCUGUAGCCCACACGUGCACGUAGUUAACACUUGUUUUCACAGAAAAAUUAAGCAGUGUCUCUUCUGGACACGCGCAGCCUGGUUCUUUCUGCCUGCAGAGAUGCCAGAAGGGCCAUCUGUGAGGAAGUUUCACCAUCUUGUCUCCCCCUUUGUGGGCCAGAAGGUGGUCAAGACGGGGGGCAGCAGUAAGAAGCUCCAUCCUGCCGCCUUUCAGUCUCUGUGGCUCCAGGAUGCUCAGGUGCAUGGAAAAAAAUUAUUCCUUCGGUUUGAUCCAGAUGAGGAGAUGGAGCCACUCAACAGCAACCCACAACCUAUACAGGGAAUGUUGCAGAAAGAGGCUGUGGACCGAGAGCUGCCCUUGGGUCCCAGUGCUCAGGAACCCUCUGCAGGCUCCUCUGGAUCUGGGGAGCCUGUUCCCAGUAGAUCUGAUGAAACAUAUAAUCUUGGGAAGAUCCCUUCAGCAGAUGCCCAGAGGUGGCUGGAGGUCAGGUUUGGUUUAUUUGGCAGUAUCUGGGUGAAUGACUUCUCCAGAGCAAAGAAAGCUAACAAAAAAGGUGACUGGAGAGACCCAGUGCCCAGGCUGGUACUCCAUUUUAGUGGUGGUGGCUUCCUGGUAUUUUAUAAUUGCCAGAUGUCAUGGAGCCCUCCCCCAGUAAUUGAGCCCACCUGUGACAUAUUGUCUGAAAAGUUCCAUCGAGGACAAGCCUUGGAAGCUCUAAGCCAGGCUCAGCCUGUGUGCUACACACUCUUGGACCAGAGAUACUUCUCAGGAUUAGGGAACAUUAUAAAGAAUGAAGCCUUGUACAGAGCAAGGAUCCAUCCCCUCUCUCUCGGUUCAUGCCUGAGUUCUUCCUCUCGGGAGGCCCUCGUGGAUCGCGUGGUGGAGUUCAGUAAGGACUGGCUUCGGGACAAAUUCCAAGGCAAGGAACGGCACACACAGAUCUACCAGAAGGAACAAUGUCCUUCUGGUCACCAGGUCAUGAAGGAGACAUUUGGGCCCCCAGAUGGGCUCCAGAGGCUCACCUGGUGGUGCCCUCAGUGCCAGCCCCAGCUGUCCUCCAAGGGGCCCCAGAAUCUCCCGUCCUCCUAAAACAUGUGGCCUUUGCCGUGGUGGGGCUUGUAGCCUUGGAGAUCCAGGUGCUGUGUGUCCUGAAAGAAGGGUGUAGGCAGGGAUAAUAUUACAGAUCAGGGUAAGUAAGGUCAGGAGAGUCGGUAUUGCUGACGUUCAUCCGUAGGAUUAUGCCUCGACUGCAGCUUUCAUUGUGAUUGAUAGCUGCUUUCCUUUUCUAGUCAAUUCUACGUAAUCCCACCAUGCUGUCAAAACCCUGACAGUGGACUGGGGAAAAACUGCCCAGAGCAGCCAUGAGUCUGAAAAGAGCAUGACUGGUGGUGUGCAGCUUCUGGGGAGGGAACAGCUGGAGGAGACAGUUGUGUGUGGGGGGUAGGGCCAGCAGAGUGAACAGCUAGGGGAUACUAUAAUCCCAGGCUAUGUUGCUCAUGGUGUGCUGUGCCGUGUUUUGAGAACUGGUUGAUUUUUGAGGCCCUCCAAUUUCUUUCUUCUUUUACAUAGAGGGAUCAAGGAUAAGGGCAAAGCUUCAGGAAGGUACUGCUGAUCAGCCUACCUGGUGCCCUCCCAGUGGCUGGAGACCCCAGGGUGGACAGGGAGGUGUGUCCAGGGUCUGAGAAAAGCUGGCUAUUAUUUUACCCCUCAAGUUGGGCUUUGAUGUUUGACUGUUGAUGUUUGAAGAAUUUGCGUGUCUGGGGGGAUGUAAAGAAGCAAUCUUUCAGGUGGUUAGUAGCCGUUUUAUGGAACUGGAGUAGCAAAUAAAAAUAAAACGGUG